This is a messenger RNA of Anolis carolinensis (green anole), 1854 nucleotides long. RefSeq names its product TBC1 domain family member 15. The record is from RefSeq and is a predicted model, not a curated record. Gene Ontology annotation, biological process: activation of GTPase activity. The transcript has 12 exons. Lineage: Eukaryota; Metazoa; Chordata; Lepidosauria; Squamata; Anolidae. The coding region runs from base 79 to 1515 and encodes 478 amino acids. Gene Ontology annotation, molecular function: GTPase activator activity.
AUCAGCUGAUGAAAGUGACAAGGAAGGCAAGUGGCAGCAAAGCAACGAGGGGACUCUGGGCCAUGUCCAUUCACAUCCAUGAAUAGCCUCCAUAACCAUGGCACCACAAGGCAAGGGAUGAAGGCCACAGAGCCCAGGGGCCUGGUGUAUCAGCUUCUAUGGAGCUGGUUAAGAGCAAUCCAAGAAACCAUCACAUUGCUGUCACAGUUUGCUGAGCACCAGGCCCAAUGGGCACUCCAACAGGUUUCCAGUAAUCAUCUGCUGCAGACUCUGUGUCCAUGUUUAAGAUCCUAUAUAAGAACGAAUGCUCAGCUCACGACAAACCCCAGAGAGGAACAAGAAGAAACAGCAAACAAUAGGCAGAAAAAGUCCAAGAACCAGCAUAAUGAAGAUGGUGCAACUUCUUCUGGCUCUAGGAGGGAGCAGACAUCCCCUCCUUCACAGUCCAUUUACAGCCUAUUUGAUGGAGAUGGGCGACUGGAUAUCUUCCAAAUGCGCAAACUUGUCUAUGAGAGAGGCAUCCAUCCUAGUGAGAGAAAGAUCACCUGGAAGUUCCUCUUUGGUGUGUAUCCUGACAAAUCCACAACAGAAGAAAGGAGGGAGCUGGACCAGCAAAUGGCCUCCCAGUACCUCUGGAUGAAACAGUCGUGGAAACGGCGUUUCUCUUCAGCUGCCACCAUGAGAGUUCACUCUGACUUGGAGCUUUCUAUGGCCAUCCAGAAAUAUGAAGAACAACAAAGAGAAAUAGAAGCUGCCAGGCCAACUAAAGAUAUUUCCAGUGAACAAAGCAUGCCUUUCCGGCACAUCGACGAACGGCAGUUCCAGCAGGCAUUGAAAGACAUCGAUACUGAUGUUCCCCAAACAGACCGAAACAGAACCUUCUUCCAAUGCGAGGGACUAGUGAACCUCCUUCAUCUCCGAGAUAUUCUUGUCACAUACGUGGCCUUCCACCAAGAUAUUGGGUACUGCCAUGGCAUGAAUGACUUUGCCAGUCACUUUUUAGAGACCCUGGACAAUGAGACAGAAGCCUUCUGGUGCUUUGUGGGAUACAUGCGACGUUCAGCGUGGAGGUUCACAACCCUGGGUGUGCGGCGCAAGAUACAAAUCUGUGAAGAGGUUCUGAGACAUGUGGACCCAGAACUAUACAACCACAUAGAGAAUGUUUCCAAGGAAAAGCUAAUCUUCUGCCUCAGGUGGCUGCUGCUCCUUUUCCAGAAGGACUUAGACCACCAAGAUGCCGUGAGGGUCCUAGAGAUCAGUGCCUUGGAGACUGAAAAGAUGAAUUUGGGGGCUUGGAUCUGGCGGACCCACAGAGAAGGUGAGGAGAUACCAGCUCCAUUCAAUUCUGUGGAUCGGGAUGAGAUCACGUUUGAGGUGCUCCUUUGCAUUGCUGUACUGAUCCAGAACAGGAAGCAGUUGCUACAGUACCAGGAUGUCAAUGACUUUUUCCUGUUUGCACAAAGGUUGCAGGGUAGACUUCAGCUGAACACGUUACACGGGGAGGAGAGGACAUGAACAACAUCUGCCAUGAAGCAAGAUUCUACAGAAGACUACAAAGGGCACUCCCACAUAUGCCACGAGGAGAAAAGAACUUGAGUACCUCCUAGAGGAGAAUUUAGAUCACGGCCUUUUUGGGAGCAAAUCACCAAUGAAGCAAUAAGCAUAUCAACUAAAUGUUUUGUCAAGGCCUCUUAAUAAGCUAACAUAGUAGUCUUUGGGCAUCCUUCCACCCAAAAUGGAUAUCUUGCAACACUACCCAAGAAUCAGACAUAGAUCAGGAACUGGACAUCCAUGCAUGAUGUUUGAGGCCUCCUUAACCAGUCAUCUCAUCUCAUUUAUAAAAAUUGGAAAGUA